Molecule: messenger RNA, 285 nt
Organism: Serpula lacrymans var. lacrymans S7.9
Lineage: Eukaryota; Fungi; Basidiomycota; Agaricomycetes; Boletales; Serpulaceae
Exons: 2
Coding region: 1-285 (94 amino acids)
Source: RefSeq, a predicted model, not a curated record
AUGGCAGGCAAAAAAAAUAUGAAGGGUAAAUCUAAAGCUAAUGCCUCCAAGGGGCAAAAUGAUGCAGUUACUUUAAGUGCUGAGGAGUACCAGCACCUCAUGAUUAUGAAUGCCAGGGUACAAUCUACCCAGGCAGCUCAGAAAGAGGCAAUGGAAGCCAAACACAUAGCUAGUAUAAUGGAAGAAGAAGAACAGGAUCUUAAUGACGUUGACCCAGUUACACCACCAAACCCUCCUAGAAAAAGACAAGCCAAUGACAAUGAUUCUGAUGAGGAAGAUUCUUAA